Molecule: messenger RNA, 1034 nt
Organism: Oryza sativa Japonica Group (Japanese rice)
Lineage: Eukaryota; Viridiplantae; Streptophyta; Magnoliopsida; Poales; Poaceae
Product: glycine-rich cell wall structural protein
Source: RefSeq, a predicted model, not a curated record
CAAAACACCCGAGAGAGUCCACGCGCGCUCGUACAAAUCCCCCAUCCCCUCCUCGCCGCUCGCGCCACGCCGCGGCCUGUACAAAAGGCGCCGCCAGUAUCGUCUCGUCCCCCCACGCGCGCGCGCGCGCGUGCACAACGAUCGACUUCGAACGCCGCGCCGCGGCCGCACCGAUCGAUCGAUGGCGCCGGCAUCGACGACGGCGACGGCGACGUCUGCCGCGGCGGCCGCCAGAGCCAUCUGCGUGCUGCUGCUGCUGCUGGUAGCGGUCGUCGUGGUGGCGGGGCAGGCGCCAGAGCCGGAGGGCGACGAUCAGGCCGCGGCGAUCGACCAGGCGGGUGGCGGCGGCGGCGGCGGCGGCAACAACAACGGCACGGCCGGCCGCGCGAGAGGCGGCGGCGGCAACAACAACGGCACCGGGCGCGCGAGGGACGGCGGCGGCGACCGCGACCGUGGCGCAGACGGAGGCGGAGGCGGGCGGAGCAAGCUGGCGAGCAGCAUCGACUGCCAGAUCUGCGAGGCGACGUGCCGGGUGAAGUGCCUCGUCAACAGCCUCUUCCAGUGGGGCGGAUGCUACCAGCGCUGCAGGUCCGACAACUGCAACGACUGGUGCACCAGAGGCUAACGUAACCUAGCUGAUGAACGGAUCCAUCCUUCGGAUCGGACGGCUUGCGAUCGUUUAGCCCUCGAUCUGACGGUUACAGCUGCAGUACUAAUUUUUUUGGACAAAGAUGAUGGUAUAUACCAGCUUGUUUUUUUUUUCAAAAGAUAGAAAAUGGUAUUACUUAUGUGCUCAGGAUAGAUCCAGCAUGGGUGUGCCAGAGGGACUUGAGUCCUCCGUGCCCACUAGAUCAUCAUUGAUAAAAGGAGAGAGAGUCGAAAGAAAAAGAGAGAUAGGAGGAAGAGUAGGGGUUGAAGGAGGAGAUGAAUUUCCUCUCUAGUUUUAUUCUAGAUUCGCCCCUGAUACUCAUAAUGUUGGAAUUAAUGAAUGGGCCUUAGCCCACUAGAAGAUUAAUUCUUUGGAAAUCACAAAA